Molecule: messenger RNA, 1223 nt
Organism: Amorphotheca resinae ATCC 22711
Lineage: Eukaryota; Fungi; Ascomycota; Leotiomycetes; Helotiales; Amorphothecaceae
Exons: 4
Coding region: 93-1139 (348 amino acids)
Cellular component (GO): mitochondrion
Molecular function (GO): oxidoreductase activity
Source: RefSeq, a predicted model, not a curated record
GUCCCAUCUUUGAUAUGUCUCUUCACUAGAAAUUCAAAAAAAGAUCUGCUAACUUCAAGUGGUUUCUCAAUUUUAUAAUCCAUUGCAUAACGAUGGCAUAUCCAUCAACAAACAAAGUACUCUCUUUCGCAACCCUCGCGGGAGACCUACACGUGAUAGAGAAGGAAGUGCCUCCUCUUCCAGCGAAUGAAAUACUCGUCAAGGUCCAUGCUGCUUCCAUCAAUCCGGUCGAUAUCCAAUUAUGGAGAUCACCUUUAGUAGCUGUGGUGGCUGGUGAGAAAGGAAUGGGUCGCGAUUUUUCGGGGACCGUGGUAGCUGUUGGAAAAGAUGUGAAGGGGUGGACUGAAGGAGAUGAUAUCUUUGGUUUACUCUUUGAAGCGCUCGGACAAGGAACUUUCAGUCAAUACAUAAACAUCAAUCCAAGUUCGACGCCAGUUGCCAAGAAACCGGGCUGUUUCUCUCAUGAGGCAGCUGCAUCCAUUCCGUUAGUAGCACUCACAGCUUACGCCUGUCUUGAUUGGCUUCCCCCGCCAGGUCCAUCUCAACGAAGAGUUAUUGUCAGAGGGGCAUCUGGGGGAACAGGGUCAUGGAUCAUCCAACUAGCAAAAGUUGUCUAUGAUUGUCAUGUCACAGCCAUAUGCUCAGCCAAGAAUGCAGAGUACGUCCGGACCCUCGGCGCCGACGAAGUAAUAGACUAUACCUCCCAAGAUGUGAUUCAAACUCUUUUAUCCGCCGCCGCCACUCAACCAAUGGACCUAGUCAUUGAUUGUGUAGGCGGUACCGACAUCCUCGCACACUACAAACAACUCCUUCACCCCCGUGGCGCAUACGUAACCAUAGUUGGCGAUAAGACCUCCAUCACUACCCUCGGGGGCCCCAUAACCUACUUUACUAACCCAAUCCAAAUCCUGCGCUUCAUCCGCGGCUAUCUUUUUGGCCCGAGAUACGCAUGUGUUUCCCUUCUUACGAAAUCGGAGUAUUUGGAGCAGGUGGCACGGCUUGGAGAGCGCGGUGAGGUGAAGUGCGAGAUCCAAGAGGUGGUUAAGGGGGCUUUUGAUGAGAGGGAAGGAUGGAGGAAGGCGGUGAGCUUGAUAGAAGGGUGCAGGAUUAGGGGAAAGGUUGUCCUUGAGAUACCCUAAGUCACAAAUAGUAAUAGUAAGUAGAGGAAAUUUGAUUUCUAGGGUAGAACGCUACCAAUUUGAUGGUUGUUUUGUAGCUACGUG